UGGAGAUUUCAAACCCAAUUAUCCUUUCUUCUUAAAUCUCUCUCUCUCUCUCUCUGAACUUUCUCCAUCCAAUUCCCAUUACCAUUCAUUCCCAGGUACGUUUCUUCUUCUUCUUCUUUCACAGAUCUCAUCCCUCAACUUGAGUGGUCUCUAUCUCUCUGAGUUAAAACCUAUCUGGCGGCGAUGGGUUGGUUAUGAAAUCCAUCAUCGUUCUUCGCUCAUGAAACCAAAACCCUUCUCCUCUUUCCUCUCUCAUCAUCACUCUCACACUCACAAUCACUUUAAUCUUACCAGAUACUAUUUAGGUUCACUAUCAUAUCCAAUUAUGGCCCUAACCCGAACUUCUUCGGAUUCAAUUCAACCCGAACAACAACAACAACACCCUCCACGUAACCUAACCCUUAACGGAGAAGACUCACGCGUUCAACGCGCGUGGACUCAUUGGACUAACUUAGGUCGACCUAAAUUGAUUGUUGCUCCCAUGGUCGACAAUUCGGAGUUACCUUUCCGGAUGCUGUGCCGAAAAUACGGUGCUCAGGCUGCUUAUACUCCAAUGUUGCAUUCUCGUAUAUUCUCUGAAACUGAAAAGUAUAGGAACGAAGAAUUCACUACUUGUAAGGAGGAUCGACCACUUUUUGUUCAAUUUUGUGCUAAUGAUCCUGAUGUGUUGUUGGAAGCUGCACAAAGAGUGGAACCUUAUUGUGAUUACGUUGAUAUUAAUCUUGGGUGUCCUCAGCGCAUUGCUAAACGAGGAAACUAUGGUGCUUUCUUGAUGGAUAACCUUCCUCUUGUGAAAUCUUUAGUGGAAAAACUGGCUCUCAACCUCGAAGUUCCUGUUUCAUGCAAGAUUAGGCUCUUUCCGAAAUUAGAGGACACAUUGAAGUAUGCUAGGAUGCUUGAGGAGGCGGGUUGUUUACUUUUAGCUGUUCAUGGGAGGACAAGAGAUGAAAAGGACGGUAGUAAAUUUCGAGCAGACUGGAAAGCCAUCAAGGCGGUGAAGGAUGCAGUUAGAAUCCCAGUCCUCGCCAACGGGAACAUAAGACAUAUGGAUGAUGUUAAAGACUGUUUGGAAGCGACUGGUGCGGAAGGGGUGCUUUCUGCCGAGACUCUGCUUGAAAAUCCAGCCCUCUUUGCCGGAUUUCGUACGGCUGAAUGGGUUUCUGGCUGUGAAGGAGACUUUGUAGACGGGAAUUUGGAUCAGGCAGAUCUGUUAAUAGAGUAUUUGAAUCUAUGUGAAAAGUACCCUGUGCCAUGGAGAAUUAUACGGUCCCAUGUUCAUAAGUUGUUGGGAGACUGGUUCAGCCUUCAGCCCCAUAUCAGGGAAGAUUUUAAUAAACAAUAUAAAAUUACAUUUGAGUAUCUUUAUGACAUGGUGGAUCAACUUAGGGCUACAGGUACUAGAAUCCCACUUUAUCUCAAACGUACUGAGACGGAACCUACAGAUACAGAUCAAUACAGCUAACUUCAAACGAACAUUCGGGGGUUUACCUUAGUGAAAUAUAGUCUCGAGCAGCAGACAUGGUUCUGCCAAGCAAAGCUAGUAUGUCCACACAUAUAACUCAUUUACAAUUUUGUAACAAUUGGAAAUUAGAUUGAUUCGAAUCACAAAUUUCUGUUGUUGUAUUUGAUUUCAUUCUUAUGGCAAUUGCCUAUUAGGCCCAGUGGUGUUGUACACAUUACUGUGUUAAAACGCAGAUUCUUUUUUUGAGCUGACAAUUAUUUGUGUUCGUCUUUAACAUUUCAUAGCUUCGAUUGGUGUAUGUUUCUGAUCGCUUUAAUGUAUUGAUAAUGAUAUUAUUAUGACUUCAUGUCAACA
Trifolium pratense (red clover) is the source of this 1816-nucleotide messenger RNA. Its product is annotated as tRNA-dihydrouridine(16/17) synthase [NAD(P)(+)]-like. NCBI's taxonomy places the organism in Eukaryota, Viridiplantae, Streptophyta, Magnoliopsida, Fabales, Fabaceae. Gene Ontology annotation, biological process: tRNA processing. The record is from RefSeq and is a predicted model, not a curated record. Gene Ontology annotation, molecular function: flavin adenine dinucleotide binding; tRNA dihydrouridine synthase activity. Bases 221 to 1462 code for a protein of 413 amino acids. The transcript is spliced from 4 exons.